Messenger RNA from Chaetomium fimeti, 2320 nucleotides. RefSeq names its product nucleoside phosphatase family-domain-containing protein. Bases 330 to 1991 code for a protein of 553 amino acids. Gene Ontology annotation, biological process: protein N-linked glycosylation. The transcript is spliced from 3 exons. NCBI's taxonomy places the organism in Eukaryota, Fungi, Ascomycota, Sordariomycetes, Sordariales, Chaetomiaceae. Gene Ontology annotation, molecular function: hydrolase activity. The record is from RefSeq and is a predicted model, not a curated record. Gene Ontology annotation, cellular component: Golgi apparatus.
GGCUGUCAGAAAAUCAAGAUCCAUCCAUUCAUGGAUUGCCAGGUCUGGAAAGCCAAAUCUUGGACAACCAACCCCUAUUCAUCAACCGCACCUCCACGUUUUUUUUGCCUGGAGGUUUUGCCGCUGUUGCACCUCCUCCUGAGCGGCGACUGCGAUUUGAUUUUUGCGGUUCCUGCGUUUGCCAGCAACUGCCUUCAUGUCUCUCGUUUAACGCCCCUUCAAUUCGAUUUAAUCGCCACUUGGCUGGCAUGUGCGACUUGGCCUCGAGCCCUUGAACCUCGAAAGCCACCUUCAGCUUUCGCCUCCUUAGGGACUCUAAACCCGUCCCUAUGCGACGCACAUCGGUCUCGCUGCCGACAAAGCACAUCGCCUACGAUCCUCACGAGAAACCCGACCGAUACGACGACAACCGGGAAGAGAGUCUAAUCAUGAAGAUGCAAUCUGCUUGGGUAUCGCAGUCGCAGCGGGCGCGCUACAUUAAGACUGGCUCCAUCAUUUUCGUUGUGUUUUUGGUCUUCUACUUUUUCUCGCCCUCAGGGGUAGAUAUCUAUAAUGGAGGAUCAUCAGUUGGAGGGCAAGCUGCUCAAGGCCAGACACCAUCCGACUCGUCUUAUGGCACCGACAAAUGCACCAAGUCCUUCUCCAAGGACAAGCCCAUCGUUCAGUACGUCUCCAUGGUCGACGCCGGCAGCACCGGCUCGCGCAUCCACGUCUACAAAUUCAACAACUGCGGCGCCGCCCCCGAGCUCGAGGGCGAGGUCCUCUUCAAGAUGACCGAGAAGAUCGAGGGCAAGAGCAGCGGGUUGAGCGCGUACAAGGACGACCCCGAGGCCGCCGCCCAGAGCCUGGACCCUCUCCUCGACGCGGCCCUCAAGGUCAUUCCCGACAAGCUGAAGGGCUGCAGCCCGAUCGCCGUGAAGGCGACCGCCGGUCUGCGGUUGGUCGGAACCGAGAGGAGCGGGAAGAUCUUGGAGGCCGUCAGGCACCGCCUGGAGACCAAGUACCCCUUCCCGGUCGUCUCCGACCAGGAGGGCGGCGUGUCCAUCAUGGGCGGCGCCGACGAAGGUGUCUAUGCCUGGGUCACGGUGAACUACCUGCUCGGCAAGAUUGGCGGCCCCGACCACAGCGAGACUGCUGCCGUGUUCGACCUCGGCGGCGGUUCCACCCAGAUCGUCUUCCAGCCGACCUUUGAAGGUCUCAGCUCCGGCGGGAUGCCCGAGAAGCUCGCCGAGGGCGACCACAAGUACGACCUCAGCUUCGGCGGCCAAAAGUUCAGUCUCUACCAGCACUCCCACUUGGGCUACGGCCUGAUGGCGGCGCGGGAGGCCAUCCACGCCACGCUCGUCGAGGACCUCCAUGAGCAGAACAAGGACGACGCCGCCUGGACCAAGAACGCCGUCGUCAAUCCCUGCCUCUCGGUCGGCACGUCCAAGAACGUGACGGUCAAGCUGGGCGACAAGCACCCGCUCGGCGAGAGCCUCGACCUGACCAUGACGGCGCCGUCCACCGCGGGGGCGACCCAGUGCCGCAGCCUGGCGGAGCGCAUCCUCAAGAAGGAGGCCGAGUGCAAGCUGGCGCCGUGCUCCUUCAACGGCGUGCACCAGCCGUCCAUCGCCAAGACCUUUGCGCGCGAGGACAUGUACUUUUUGUCCUACUUCUACGACCGCACCCAGCCGCUCGGCAUGCCCGAGUCCUUCACCCUGCGCGAGCUGUCCGACCUCACUAGGAGCGUGUGCGGCGGCGAGCAAAGCUGGGACGUCUUCGCCAGCGUGCCCGGUGCCCUCGACGAGCUGCGCGACCGCCCCCAGCACUGCCUCGACCUCAACUUUAUGUUGGCCCUGACACACACCGGCUACGAGAUGCCGCUGGACCGGGAGGUGCGGAUCGCCAAGAAGAUCAAGGACAAGGAGUUGGGAUGGUGUCUGGGCGCUAGCUUGCCGCUCCUUUCUAAGGGAUCUGGAUGGGAGUGCAGAAUUACUGAGACACAUUAGGGGGAGGAAACAUGAAUUGAGCUGGUUGGAUCAGGGGGGGAACAUGAUUACGUGUUCAAAUAGCACAUCAAGCCCGGCGAGGCGUGAUGCUCUGAUUUGUACGACUGAAGAAGUACAACACGGAACGAAGGGAUAGACAACGUUAUUUAUCUAAUGUAGUGUGGGUAUUAUGGGCCAACUAUGGUCUCUCAAACCUUGUUCUCCUGGUUUUCCCAACAGUGAUAUGUACCACGCCCAAACCUCCCACCUCCCGUAAUGUACUCUAUCCCCCCACCCAAAACAGGUACCCAAAACUAAAACUAACCCGGCACCCUCACCGCCCCCAAAAC